UUUGUGACAAAGGCAUCGCUCGGCCCUUAAACAAGGCGAAGAACUCCGUGACACAAAGAAGACUUUCGUCUUGGCUGCAGUACAGGCAACGCAUUUAACUUGGAGACAUGACUCUCGGAGACUCAGGGAUGGGACUCGGGUUAACGACCUGGACAAGUAGAGCUUCUGUAGCCUGUUAGCGGAUUCCAGCGGGAAAAGCGAACGACGUUUUCCUCCGAGGAAGGAAAACCAUUUCGGAGCUACGAGGACGAUUUGGACAGAUUUCCAUGCGAUUUCGAAUGGGCCGAGGUCCCAGACCAGAUCAGGUGGAGGCGGAAGGAGGCUGCAAGGUUUGCGUUCAGAAGGCAGAGUGAAGCGCGAAGGUAGCGGAAUUACGAUUCCGUUGUGAUUUUGUGGUGUAACGCGGUUGAUUUCUCGCAUUGCUGCCUCGUUGCGUAGCGCAGAGGGAGGGAAAUUGGUUCCUUCGGGUUUUAUCUGAGCAACGUAACAGGCUGUCUGUGAAUGCGAUCGAUGUGAUUGAGCCGGGUUGGGUCUUUACUUCGUGUGGGGCUGAGCUUCAACUGCGACUGCGAUCUGGAGAAGGGGAGAAUAUUAGAAAAUAUUGUGUAGUUUGAGGGUCGCAGAGACGGAGAGCAAGCCGGAGGAGUAGUACAUUGUAUUUUCCUGUGCCUGAUUGGCACAUUUUAGGAUGGGGCUUCUUUCAAUUAUCAGAAAGGUGAAGAGAAAAGAGAAAGAGAUGCGCAUUCUGAUGGUAGGGCUAGACAACGCUGGAAAAACCACUAUUGUGAAGAGAAUAAAUGGCGAGGAUACCAGCGGCAUCAGCCCUACCCUUGGAUUCAAUAUCAAGACUAUGCAAUUCAAGAGUUAUCGUGUCAACAUUUGGGAUGUUGGAGGGCAGAAAACUCUUAGGUCGUACUGGAGGAACUAUUAUGAGCAGACAGAUGGGAUGGUCUGGGUUGUUGAUAGUUCUGACAUUCGGCGUCUACAAGACUGCCGAGAAGAGCUUCACGGCCUUCUUCAGGAAGAGAAACUAAUGGGGGCCUCUCUCCUCAUAUUUGCGAACAAACAGGAUUUGAAGGGAUCAUUGUCCCCUGAAGACAUCGCUAAGGUACUGGACCUCGGACUCAUGGACAAAAGUAGGCAUUGGCAGAUCGUCGGUUGUAGUGCUGUUACAGGCAAGGGACUUCUGGAUGGGUUCGAUUGGUUGGUAUCGGACAUCGGUUCCAGAAUUUACAUGCUGGACUGAGAAUGAAGUGUCCUGUCGAGCUUAAACUAGAACCGGAGCUCAAACUACCCUCCUUGGUGACGGUGUUACCCUGUUUGCAGUUACUGCACGGAUGGAACCUAGUUGACCAUUCAACGUCGUGUGGCUUGCUGCUCUUGUUUCCACAUAUGCUCACAAGGUUCUGGAUGGCCCAUACAUUAGCUGUACCACCGUUCAGUCCACCGAGUAACUUUAUCAUUGUCGGUGCCUGAAGUGUCACGAACUUGACCAGCUGAGCACUAAAGCGUCUUGCACUGUUGUGUUUCAUGGUGAAUCCAAGAGGACGUCAUUCGACAUCAACUCAUGUGAACUUGGAUGUGCCAGGAGCUAGUGUGUAGUCUUACUUAUCCAGUACUUUCGGGAACUGAAAGGGUCAGUUAAGCAAGGCUUUGUGCCGCGAUUAUUAUAUCCCUCUCGUUAUGAACUCUGCGGGAAUCGUGUUCACCUGAAGAGCUACUCAGUGGAUUAAUUAUCACUGGUAUUGAUCAGUGAUAUUGAACUAGAAGUACAGUCCGACUCACUGGCUCUCGAGCCAGUGAGUUGUUCUGACGAAAGACUGAGCUCAUGGUACUGUGAUAGCUGGACAAAGUAUACUUCGAGGCAGUCCAAGAGGAGUGUCUCAUUGAAGUGGCCAUGUUAGAGCCCUCAUGAUUGUAAAAUAUUGAGAUGAUUGUACACAAGUGAUUCUAUCAGUGAGUUCCGUUAAGCGUGACCACUAUGCCUGGAGGAAUGUUAUACGUGUGCCACCAUCUGAAGCAGACCUUCGUCUGGCUGAUAGCAGGCGCUUGUAUUCAUUAGAUGUGGACUUACUGUGCAAGAAUAAUGAUCAUCUCAAGUGUACUUCGGUGACCAAUCAUAGCGAGGAGAGUCGGCCAAGGUAGG
Marchantia polymorpha subsp. ruderalis is the source of this 2146-nucleotide messenger RNA. The record is from the annotation of a GenBank genome assembly. NCBI's taxonomy places the organism in Eukaryota, Viridiplantae, Streptophyta, Marchantiopsida, Marchantiales, Marchantiaceae.